AUGAACCCGAGCGCCCUGGCCGAGGCCAUCUUGGCCCUGCAGCGCCGCCCGGUCAUCCCGCAACUCCCCCUCGGCGUUCAGCGCAAAAUCUCGGAACCUAUACUCCCGCUGUCCGACCCGCUAGUCCAUAUGAAUUCCCUCACCUACUUCCAAAUUCAAAUCGCCAUCCAGAACAUGCAACAGCAAAAUAUUUUGCACACCUCCAACCCGAACCCCUUGGAGAUCCCGGUGCUCUCCCAGUCGGGCCUUGACUCGGCCGCCCAGGUCAUUGGCCUUACUGCCAACUUGAUAAAUAAUGUCAUCUCAAUGACCACCAACAAUGGCACCAUCGGCCAGUUGGCAAACCACCCGAACAUGCAGGCCCAGGCCGCCAAGCUGAUGCACUCGUUGCACAGCCUUUUUCUUGCCGGCAACUCUGCAAACGAGGGUCACCAAGCCGCCCUCCUGGCUUCCCUACUAGAAAUGCCGGGCGGUCUUCAAAAUAUUUCACUACUCGGCAAUAUUCUGAAGCCCCAGCUCAUCCCCCAACAAAUUCAACCCCAAGUUCAACUACCAGCACCCCCUCCACCCCCUCCGGCCCUUCAGCCCCCUCCGGUGAUACCCCGGAAAGUCGAGCGCUCGGAAUCGCGCCGGAAACGCGGACACAUCGAGAAAAUUGUCCAAAACCCCAAGCGCCACUCCCCCGAGAACAAGGAGCCGCAAAAUGGGGCUCAGGUCCUGCAAGAAAUCCCCAAAGAAACCGUGCUGCCUGCCCACAUGGCCUCCCGUUUCGACCAGAUCUUUGACGAGAUCUACGGGCCGAGCACCGACGACGUGGUGGAGGUGAAGGACGAGGUGCUGGAUGUGGAGGGAGAGGCGGAAAAGGAGACCGAGAACCGCAACCCCCGCCUGAACGUCUUGAGCAUCUCGGACUCGUCGGCUUUCCGAAAGGUUUCCAAGGGUCCGGAGCCCGUGGGGGAAGCCAAGCCGAUUAAUGAAGCUCGAAAUUCGACCCCCGAUGGUCGGGUAGAUGACCUGGACGGGGCUUUAUUGGAGCGGAUUGCGAGCCUUGGACUGGCGCAUUUUACUGAGUCCGGACACCCGCGACAUUUGGACGAGAAGCUCAGCUGCGACUGGCGCGGUAAUGUGAUCCUGAAGCAGGCGGAGGCCGAGGUGGAGAUGUACCUACUCCGCGGAGAUCUCGACUACGUUCGGAGGAUGAUCGGCGACUGGCGCAAGAUGCAGAACCUGUGCAUCCGGAUCAACCAGCGGAUGCGCAUGGACGACGUGCACGUGAACGAGACCGUCCGAAAGAUGCAGCUAGCCGACGUGGCCGUCCUGCUCUGCCUGCCCGUCGGCGAGACGUUCGACGAAUUGGCCAGUCAGCAGUCGGCCUUCUCCGCCCAGUUCGUCGAGUAUCUGCGCAGCAAGGCUGUGGCUGGCGUGGCGAACGUGCCGCAAACGGAGCAAUCUUCCGUGUGCAUGGCCCAGUUCUUCCCGCCGUCCGAGUUUGCCGACUACUACCUGAAGAGCCUCAGCAAGGAGUACUUUGACCGGAUUCAGCUGCGAAAGUUGAGCUACCUCCUCUGCGUCGUCUGCCCGGAUGAA
Molecule: messenger RNA, 1587 nt
Organism: Mesorhabditis spiculigera
Lineage: Eukaryota; Metazoa; Nematoda; Chromadorea; Rhabditida; Rhabditidae
Source: the annotation of a GenBank genome assembly